UCCACCACGCCGGGAGGAACCCGAAUCAUUUAUGAUCGAAAGUUUCUGUUGGAUCGUCGCAAUUCUCCCAUGGCUCAGACCCCACCCUGCCAUCUGCCCAAUAUCCCAGGAGUCACUAGCCCUGGCACCUUAAUUGAAGACUCCAAAGUAGAAGUUAACAAUUUGAACAACUUGAACAAUCAUGACAGGAAGCAUGCAGUUGGGGAUGAUGCUCAGUUUGAGAUGGACAUCUGACUCUCCUGCAAGGGUUAGAAGAAAAGCAGCAGUGCUCGACCCUGUGUGCACCUGAUUUGGCCAAUAGGAUCAACAGUGAAGACAGAAGAGGCCGUACCUGUAGUACCCAUUGCAGUCUCCACCGCCCCCCUUCCUCCGGGUGCCAAAUGAUGGGAAGCUGAGCUUCAUCAAACCCCUUUCUCCUGUCCCCUUCCCUGUUAGACAGAUUGAUUGAAGGGCCUUGGUGUAUUUCUGCAAAGCUAAGCAGCCUGUAGAGGAAAACAAACUGACUUUCCUGGUCAUUUUUCUAUUGAGAACCACACCCCUCAAAUGUUUCUCAAAUCAAACGUUAACCUACAGCAGGCGCCUGGCUGGCAAGGCUGGGGAAGGGAGGCAGAGGUUCGGUGCAGUCAACGUUAUUUUCGUUCCUUACCCUCUGCUCUCCUUGUCUCGUAUCUCCCCCAUAGUUCAGUGCUGCAAGAGCCCACAUUCAGGGUCUUUAAAACCAUCUGGGGGAAAUGACAGAACGCUGCUUUCCCUUUUACCUUGCGGUGUCUGUCCUCAGGGACAGAGCACCGUUUAUGCAACUCUAGUAGCAUGACCCCAUGAUACCAUUUUGAGGUUUGCUUCCCCUUUUCCUCUGGGAGGAAAGUCUUCUGUUUUUAAUAAUAGCAUUCAUCUUCCCCUUCCUUCACUUAGCGCGUUUGUGCAGGUAUUUUUAAGUUCUCUGCAAAGAAGGGAGCCCUCAGUAACCAGCUAUUCAUUGCUUUUCCAUUUCUCCCUACUCACAUCUGUUGCUGGCAGAGUCCUCCUGUACUCUGAGAUACCAAGUGAUUUUGUGUGCUCCUGGGGCAGAUCCAUACCAAGUAACAGGGGCACUUAGGCCUUCGCUUGCUAGAUGAGGCUGGAGCAUAGUAUCUGCCAAAUAAUGCCUAAAAAUGACCUCUGUGGGACACGGGCCCAUUUGAGCACCCAGUCUCAGUAUUUUUUUUUCCUAAUCCCAUGAACACAUGCUAUUUGUUGUCUCCCAUUACAGUUUCUUAUUUUUUGUCUAAAAUGGACUUUCAGAGUGUUCUUAGACAAGAACUACAUUUUUUUUCCUUUGUGGAUCUGGUUUAUUUGGCUGCUGGGAUAGAUAAGCAUGGAGUUAAAAAUCUGUUCCUCCCAGUUUUCUUGCCUUCCCCAUUGCACUCUGAAUUUUCCCUUUCUUUUCUUUCCUGCCUCCCUCCAUCUCCUCCUUUUCUUUCCCUGUUCUCUGCCAGGCCAUUUUUCAAAUAUACAGCAAAGAUACUUCAAACGUUGGUAUCUGAUAAUAUCUGUCACUCCUCUGAGGAGUGGCCUUUUAUUUUUAAAGACUACAGACCUAUUUUUAGAUAUGUUUUCAGUACAAUUUUGAACAGCAACUUUUUAAACAUCUUCCAGUGUUCGGAAGAUGAGAACUGUUCAUAGAUGAGUCUGUUCUGUGUCACUAUUCUUGUCUCCCCCAGUCCCUUCUGAGCUCUGUCCUUCCCCCAUUCAUCUGGGUGUGUGUGUUUGGAGUCUAUAGUGGGUGAUUUGUAAAACUGGACCAUUUGCCUUGCUAUGGGUUGUUCAUUCUUCUCCAUUACCCCUUUGCUUUUUCAUAUUCCCUCUUCUCCAUCCCAGUCUCCAGGGACUAUUGACUGGCACAGUAAUUCCAGGAGAGUGACUCGCCACAUGAAUGAAUGCAUCCACUCCCUUGUAGACAAAGUCGUAACUGUAUCAUGGGAAUUUCUGAUUGGAUUUGAGGCCCUGAACCCUCUUACUAAGAGAUCAGAACCCGAGGUGAGAGUAACAGGCCAACUGGCUGAGAAAGAAAGCUGUUUGUUUUUCUUUUGAACUAUGAUAAGACCUGGUUUGUGAAUACAUUUUAGAAAGAAGAGAGGAAGGAUAUCUGUGGAACUUUGUUCUGUUUUUGCUAUAAAAUGUGAAUAGUUCAAAGAGUGAAAACCUUUUUUGAUGGUUGAUGUCUCUCAGGAAUAAGCUGGAUCUCCAGUGUUUUGGGAAUGCUGUGAGUCUCAAAAAUUGAUAAUCAAAACUAUUCUUUGUUUGUUUGUUUAAUGUACCCCUGUUCUGAUUUUAAUUAAACUCCAAAUUUCGCUUUACGUA
Messenger RNA from Tupaia belangeri chinensis (Chinese tree shrew), 2340 nucleotides. RefSeq names its product eukaryotic translation initiation factor 4E binding protein 2 (gene EIF4EBP2). The transcript has 3 exons. Gene Ontology annotation, molecular function: eukaryotic initiation factor 4E binding. Lineage: Eukaryota; Metazoa; Chordata; Mammalia; Scandentia; Tupaiidae. The annotation marks the transcript as partial. Gene Ontology annotation, cellular component: cytoplasm. The record is from RefSeq and is a predicted model, not a curated record. Gene Ontology annotation, biological process: negative regulation of translational initiation.